AGUUAUUGAAAACCCCAAAGCUACUCCACGCUUUCCGGCGUAUGACCUGAAAUAAACUCCGUAUAUCCCCCCCAAGCCCCCCCCCCUCCCCUCACCCCGGGCUGCGGGCGGCAAACCUCGGCGGAGGACAUCGCCGGUUGUGUGGACGGGGGCUGUAUGUGCCAGUCUCCGCACUCCUUGGGAUUCGGGUGCCACACAGGUUUGAGGUUGCGGUCGAACCCCGAGGACUCGAUGCGAUAACCAGAGCGAGACAUGCCGCAGCCUAAGUCACGAAAGCUCGCCAUCCUCGGCUACCGAUCCGUAGGAAAAUCCUCUUUGACCAUUCAGUUCGUUGAGGGCCAGUUUGUUGACUCCUAUGACCCCACAAUAGAAAACACGUUUACUAAAAUGAUCACGAUAAAUGGACAGGAGUAUCAUCUUCAGCUAGUCGACACAGCAGGACAGGAUGAGUACUCCAUCUUUCCACAGACGUACUCCAUAGAUAUCAACGGCUACAUCCUGGUCUAUUCCGUCACUUCCAAUAAGAGCUUUGAAGUGGUCCAAGUGAUCCACGAAAAACUGCUGGACAUGGUGGGGAAAGUUCAAGUUCCCAUCAUGCUCGUCGGAAACAAGAACGACCUACACAUGGAGCGGGUAAUCAGCUGCGAAGAGGGGAAAGCAUUAGCCGACUCCUGGAACGCUGCCUUCAUGGAAUCCUCAGCCAAAGAGAACCAGACGGCCGUGGAGGUUUUCCGCAGAAUGAUCUUGGAGGCGGAGAAGAUGGACGGCGGCGCACAGCCCGGCAAGACGUCCUGCUCUGUCAUGUAGGGGGAGUCCACAACCAACGGGGCUACACACACACACACACGCACGCACACUCACUCACUCACACACGUGCACACAGGACAACUGCACUGGGAUAUCCCGUUUUACUUGAAGGCUACCUAACGCCACUUUUCCACCUGAAUAUCCUCCAUGGCCCUGGAUCCUGUUAUUUAUCAGUAUUGUCAUCCAUGUUUUCCUUUUGGUGUGCUUGGUGUGGAAACAGGACGAGUGGCGCUCAUGAAUUUAAUCCCAAACCGUGUAUCAAAACAAGCGUUUUCCCCACCAUGUGGUCAUGAUAAUAAUAACUAGAUAAAGACGUUUCUUCUGGUACAUUUAUUUUGUUUCCAUAUAGCAGUAAGUGUCAGCCAAAUAGUAGUAAACAAACAAAAAAUGUCAUCCAUUUUCUAAAGUUGAAAAUGUACAAAUGUUUUGGAUUGUAAUCAUUAAAGCCAAAAGUGGUUAUGUAAAAAGCG
Molecule: messenger RNA, 1277 nt
Organism: Phyllopteryx taeniolatus (common seadragon)
Lineage: Eukaryota; Metazoa; Chordata; Actinopteri; Syngnathiformes; Syngnathidae
Gene: rheb
Product: Ras homolog, mTORC1 binding
Exons: 8
Coding region: 253-807 (184 amino acids)
Biological process (GO): small GTPase-mediated signal transduction
Cellular component (GO): plasma membrane
Molecular function (GO): GDP binding; GTP binding; GTPase activity
Source: RefSeq, a predicted model, not a curated record